Messenger RNA from Arachis stenosperma, 1435 nucleotides. RefSeq names its product probable WRKY transcription factor 27. The record is from RefSeq and is a predicted model, not a curated record. The coding region runs from base 199 to 1065 and encodes 288 amino acids. NCBI's taxonomy places the organism in Eukaryota, Viridiplantae, Streptophyta, Magnoliopsida, Fabales, Fabaceae. The transcript is spliced from 4 exons. Gene Ontology annotation, biological process: regulation of DNA-templated transcription. Gene Ontology annotation, cellular component: nucleus. Gene Ontology annotation, molecular function: transcription cis-regulatory region binding; DNA-binding transcription factor activity.
AUGAAUGAAAAGAUAGAUAGAAAGCAACUUGGGGGGUUUUGCCAUUAUCUAUUCAUAACUAUUCACUGUCCUUAUUCCUACUCCAAUUUCUCUCUCUAAUCAGUAAGAUCCACUUUGCUUAAAACUGAAUCUCAAAAACUACUACAUACUCUCAAGCUUAUUAGCUAUAGCAGCCACUGAUUGUUGCAACCUUCUACUAUGGACGCCAAUGUAUCCACUAAACUUGAAUCAGAAGAAACUUCUGAGGAGCUCAAAUCAUCAGAAACUCAGGCAUCCAAGAAAAGGAAAAUGGUUGAGAAAACUGUUGUGAGGGUGAGGAUAGGAGAGGGAAACAAUAUCAGCAGACUGAAGAAUGAAGGGCUACCUUCAGAUUUUUGGUCUUGGAGGAAAUAUGGACAAAAGCCAAUCAAAGGGUCUCCAUAUCCAAGGGGUUAUUACAGAUGCAGCACAUCAAAGGGUUGUUCAGCGAAGAAGCAAGUAGAGAGAUGCAGAACAGAUGCUUCAAUGCUCAUCAUCACAUACACCUCUACACAUAAUCACCCUUCUCCUGAUGCAAUAAUCUCCACCCAGAAUUUAUCACAAAAACCAAAAGAACAAGAAGGUGGAGAAACCACAGAAGAAGAACUCUCAAAGGUGGAAGAACAAGAACAAGAACAUGAACAUGAACAUGAACAUGAACAUGAACAUGAGCAUGAGCAUGAACAGGUUGAAGAAGAACACAGCACGGAUCAUGAGAAGCCAAGUACUACUACUGUGUCUAUGGCCACGGGUGAUGAGAAGAGUUUCCAUUACUUGCAGUCUCCAAUAAGCAGCCAUGAAGAUAUUGUUGUUGUAGACCAAGAAGAUCCAUUCAAGCUAAGCAGUGAGAAAAGCCAUGAAAGAAUAGAUCUUUUGUUAGAAGAGGAAGAGCCACUAUGCUAUGCACAGAUCAAGAACUUGACAACGAAAAAAUCAGAUGAACUUGAUUUCUUCGAUGAGCUUGAGGAGUUGCCCAUGUCUUCACCUUUCUUGCACUUCACGAGGAGCAUUUUAUCCGAUGAAAGGAUUCCCGUUUUUCCUUCUUGAUUCACGUGCACACAUGGAAUUGGGGUUGGAGUUGGAAGACAUGAGGGAGAGGAUCGAGGAAUGGGGGGGCCAAUGGCAUUGGAUGUUACAUUUGGUUUUUAUUGAAAGAUAAAUGAUAAAUGGCACGAGGUUCGCGAGGUAGUGCUCUUCUUUUUUUGUCUUUGUAUAGCACUCAGCACUUAGCAAGGACCAAGUGUUCCCUUUUUCUUGGGUGCCCAAAAUGAUGGAGGAGUUAGUGUUGCUUUCCUUUGCCACUUUUCUUCCUAUCAUUAUUCUCUUCACUCCCUUCUUUUUGUCAACACCGGACACUUAUUUUAUUUUUUGAUUUUAUCCGUAUCAAAAAUGAACACCCACUUUUUUUAUUUAUUAA